Molecule: messenger RNA, 645 nt
Organism: Acanthocheilonema viteae
Lineage: Eukaryota; Metazoa; Nematoda; Chromadorea; Rhabditida; Onchocercidae
Source: the annotation of a GenBank genome assembly
AUGGGAAUGGAAGAAAAUGAUCUCAAACCGAUCUCAUUGGUGACAACAUCACCUUCAUCAGCUGUCAGAAAAGACUUUUCCGAAUCGAUGGAACUGAAUGUCGCACAGGUAUGGCCAUGUCGAUUAUGCGGUGUAAUACUUGGUAUAUGUCAUUUACCGCUCGGCAUUGUAUUACUUAUAUUCGAUGUUGUUACCAAUAAUAUCUCGGAAACAGCGUUUGCUAUAACAGCAUCACUGUCAUUUAUUAUUUGUGGAAUUUUCUCAUUUAUUUCGGCAAGGAGAUUAGAUCGACCAGCGCAACUGUUAUUGCUAUUUUUUUCAAUAUUUUCCAUGGCAAUGAGCAUAACAAUGUUUAUUGAUAGCGCUGCUUUAAUCAAUUAUAAUUGUGAUCGAGGGAAGUGUUAUGAAGUACUAAGUAACAUUCACGUUGUUCUGCUCUGCUUCGGUCUAGUCGAAUUUACGAUAAGCUUUACAACGAUGAUUGUUUGUUUUCGAUCAUUGAGACUGGCUUAUCGAGUACGAAAAGCAAGCUCGCCGUACAGUACAUUGAUCGAAGGACACUAUGAUGCUUUUUAUAUUAAGCCAAGUAUAAUGUUUAUUACUUCUUCAUUGCCAAAGAAUAUGGACUCAGAAUGCGAUGUUUAG